AUGUCAGACGCAUCAAAGGCCGAUAAGUUGUACAAAUUCCUGCAGAAUCUCGGCCUGCGCUACAGGGUAAUAAAGCAUCCUAAUGUCGUCACAGUAAAGGAUAUGCUCGAGGAACCGACCCUUGCCGCCGUAAAGGACGAUUUUAUCAGAAAUAUCUUCAUGCUCGACUCUUCCAAGAGAUGCUACUUGAUUUCGGCCUUACACGACACUGAAGUCAACUGGAAGGUGUUGAGAAAGCGAUUGAACGUGAACAAGUUGCAUAUGGGCGACGAGAAGGAUAUGGAGCAUAUCCUCGGAGUCUCCAGGGGCUCCCUCUCUCCGUUCAGUCUAAUGAACGAUACAGAGAAUAAAGUACGCCUCCUCUUUGAUAGCCGGCUCAAGGAGAGGAAGGACAUUGUUGCCCAUCCAUUGCAUAAUGAGGAGUCUAUUGUAAUGAGCCUUGAAGAUAUGACCAAGUUUUUGCGUGAAGUUAACCAUGAACCAACGUUCAUGCCCAUGAACGAGCAGGAUGCUGCCGCCCUCGGGGAACCUGUUGCAAAACCAACCGAGGCAAAAUCAGCCAAACAAGCCGCAAAAUCAAACGAUUUGAAUAUUCUAGGAAUCACAGUAAAGAAGGAAGAGAACUUUGCGGAAUGGUUUACACAGGUAAUUGUUCGCGGGGAGAUGAUCGAUUACUACGAUAUUUCCGGCUGCUAUAUAUUCCUCCCAUGGAGUUACUUUAUUUGGGAGAUUUUCCAGAAUUGGUUCAAUGGAGAAAUUAAAAAGAUGGGUGUUGACAACUGCUACUUCCCAAUGUUUGUGUCCAAGGAUAAGUUGGAAGCUGAAAAAAAUCACAUUGAAGGGUUUAGCCCAGAGGUUGCCUGGGUGACACGCUAUGGCGACUCUGAGUUCCAGGAUCCUAUCGCAAUUAGACCAACCAGUGAGACAAUCAUGUAUCCAGAGUUUUCUCGUUGGAUCCGUUCUCACCGUGAUUUACCUCUGAAACUUAAUCAGUGGAAUUCUGUUGUCAGAUGGGAGUUUAAACAACCUACUCCUUUCAUUCGCAGUCGUGAAUUUUUAUGGCAAGAGGGCCAUACAGCUCACUCCACAGAAGAAGAAGCCCUUGAUAUGGUUUAUGGCGCCUUGGAUCUUUAUAAAAGGUUUUACGAGGAGUAUCUAGCUGUUCCAGUUGUCAAAGGUAUGAAGAGUGAAUCAGAAAAAUUCCCAGGCGGUAAAAUGACGACAACUAUAGAGACAUUUAUACCAGCCAAUGGAAGAGGUAUCCAGGCUGCCACUUCCCAUUUACUUGGAACAAACUUUGCAAAACUUUUUGACAUUCAGUUUGAAGAUCAGAAUGGAAAUAAGCAGUUGGUUCACCAGACGAGUUGGGGAUUUACAACUCGUAGCAUUGGCACUAUGCUUAUGAUUCAUGGUGACGACAAGGGUGUGGUACUACCACCAAAGGUUGCCAAGUUGCAAGUUAUUAUCGUACCAAUUAUUAGCAAGAACGCUAAUAAGGAUGGAAUUAUGCAGACAGUAGAUUCUGUAGAAGCUAAACUAAAGACGGCGGGUAUCCGUAUUAGUGUGGAUGAUAGAACAGGAUAUACACCUGGGUAUAAAUUUAAUCACUGGGAACUUAGGGGAGUCCCACUACGUCUUGAAAUUGGAACAAAGGAUGUUGAAAAUAACACAUGCAGACUUGUUAGAAGGGACACUGGUGAAAAGAUUGAUGUGAGCCUCGAUGGAAUAGAUGACACCGUAUCUGACCUUUUGGAUACAGUUCAAAAAACCCUACUAUUAAAGGCUACGGAAACAUUUAACGCGUCAAUAGUCAAGGCGUAUACAUUUGAUGAAGUAAUGCCAGCUCUGAAUUCUGACAAGUUAUUGCUCUUGCCAUGGUGUGAGGAUUCAUCAACGGAGGAUGAGAUUAAGCUUGAAACUCAGAAAUUAUCAGCUCAGAACUUGGGUGGGCGUACCGGCGGAAUGAAGAGCUUAUGCAUUCCAUUGGAGCAACCUGAAAUGCCAGAGGGCACAAAGUGCUUCUGGACUGGUAAGCCAGCAAAGAGAUGGUCCUUUUGGGGAAGAAGUUAUUAA
Messenger RNA from Theileria equi strain WA, 2073 nucleotides. Its product is annotated as prolyl-tRNA synthetase, putative. The transcript is spliced from 7 exons. Gene Ontology annotation, molecular function: ATP binding; aminoacyl-tRNA deacylase activity; proline-tRNA ligase activity. Gene Ontology annotation, biological process: prolyl-tRNA aminoacylation. NCBI's taxonomy places the organism in Eukaryota, Apicomplexa, Aconoidasida, Piroplasmida, Theileriidae. The record is from RefSeq and is a predicted model, not a curated record. Gene Ontology annotation, cellular component: cytoplasm; aminoacyl-tRNA synthetase multienzyme complex. Bases 1 to 2073 code for a protein of 690 amino acids.